Molecule: messenger RNA, 450 nt
Organism: Eremothecium cymbalariae DBVPG#7215
Lineage: Eukaryota; Fungi; Ascomycota; Saccharomycetes; Saccharomycetales; Saccharomycetaceae
Gene: HAP5
Product: Hap5p
Exons: 1
Coding region: 1-450 (149 amino acids)
Biological process (GO): regulation of DNA-templated transcription
Cellular component (GO): CCAAT-binding factor complex; nucleus
Molecular function (GO): protein heterodimerization activity; DNA-binding transcription activator activity, RNA polymerase II-specific; DNA binding
Source: RefSeq, a predicted model, not a curated record
AUGGACACGCUAGGGAGAAACAGUCAAUCAGGGGAUUUCGUAGACGAUCCUCAGGAUGACAUGGAUGUGUUCUGCAACGUGGGCCAAGGCCUAGUGGGUCGCUACCGCGAAAUUAUGGUGCAGUACUGGCAAGAGCUUAUCAAUGAAAUUGAAUCUACUAAUGAACCAGGUUCACAACAUCAGGAUGAUUUCAAAUCUCAUUCGUUGCCUCUAGCAAGGAUCAAGAAAGUCAUGAAAACAGAUGAAGAUGUGAAAAUGAUUAGUGCUGAAGCACCCAUUCUUUUCGCAAAAGCCUGUGAAAUCUUUAUCACAGAGUUGACUAUGAGAGCCUGGUGCAUCGCUGAAGAAAACAAAAGACGCACACUGCAAAAACAAGACAUAGCACAGGCACUACAGAAAUCUGAUAUGUUCGAUUUCCUCAUCGAUAUUGUUCCAAGAGGAGCAGAAUAA